This is a messenger RNA of Macadamia integrifolia, 909 nucleotides long. RefSeq names its product probable starch synthase 4, chloroplastic/amyloplastic. Lineage: Eukaryota; Viridiplantae; Streptophyta; Magnoliopsida; Proteales; Proteaceae. Bases 73 to 795 code for a protein of 240 amino acids. Gene Ontology annotation, molecular function: glycosyltransferase activity. The record is from RefSeq and is a predicted model, not a curated record. The transcript has 8 exons.
UUGUUCUCGUAUUUGAUAAUGCAUUUUAUGUAUUGAUGUAGGUAUCAUGGUAUUCUAAACGGUAUAGAUACAAUGAUGUGGAACCCAGCUACUGAUGUUUUCUUGCCCUCUAACUUCAAUGCUCGAGAACUGGAAGGGAAACAGGUAUGCAAACAAUACGUUCAGAGGGGGUUGGGUUUGGAUCCUGAAUGCUGUCAAAUUGGUAACAAUUCAAACAGGGUACCAUUGGUUGUGUGCAUUAGUCGAUUGGUUGCUCAAAAAGGUCUCCAUCUGAUCAGGCAUGCGAUUAAAUUGGUAGAAGAACUGGGCGGGCAGAUAGUUGUACUCGGAAAAGCUCCAGAUGAUCGAGUUGAAAGAGAAUUUGAGGGUCUUGCCAAUUUGCAUAACAAAGGAGCCAGUGUGCGGAUUCUUUUAAUGUACAGUGAGGAGCUCUCUCACUUGCUCUAUGCGGCAGCAGAUAUGGUGUUGGUUCCUUCCAUAUAUGAACCCUGUGGACUUUCCCAAAUGAUUGGGAUGUGCUAUGGAGCGGUACCAGUUGUGAGGAAGACAGGAGGCCUUGCAGAUACAAUCUUUGACAUGGAUGAUCAAUCGCAUCGUGAGGUGGCCAACGGGUUUGUUUUUGAAGGCAUUGAUGAAGGGUCCUUGAGUUGGGCUCUAGAGCGUGCUUUUCAUUACUACAAAGAAAAACCAGAAGAGUGGAAUGAUGUUGUUCAGAAGGUUAUGGAAAUUGACAAUAGCUGGAAUAAUACAGCCGGGAAAUACAUAGAAGUCUACAAGUCCAUAAGAUUGAGAUAAUUGUGUAUUUUCUACCAAAAAAAAAAGAUAAUUAUGUAUUUGAGGGUUGAACAAGGAAAUACGUUUGCAUCAAUGACAUUCUCUAUUGGGGGUGCUUGCCCCGAGUAUUCUUCA